CGAGGCGGCAGGCCCUGGGGCUGCGGCUCCAGCGGCCGCGGCUCGAUCUCCCUCGACAUGGCCAGCUCCGGAGAGGAUAUUUUUCUACUUACUAUCAGAUAGAGUGGGAGGGAGGGGGAGAGAGAGACAGAAACUUCCGAUGUGAUAGAGCCGCAUAGACUGCCUCCACCAUGAACUGACCAGGGCCCGAACCGACCAGGGCCCGAACCGACUAGGGCCCGAACCGACUAGGGCCCGGAUGAACUGCAACCAAGGACCUGUCCAAUGAUGGUGACGUGCCCCCUGCAGCUGCCGCGAUGGCGGGCAGUGCCCACCUGCUGGGCUUCUCCGACGAGAUCCUCCUGCACAUCUUGAGCCACGUGCCUAGCACGGACUUGGUUGUGAACGUCCGGCGCACCUGCCGCAAGCUCGCAGAGCUGUGCCUGGACAAGAGCCUCACCCACACCGUGCUGCUGCAGAAGAACUACGAGGCGAGCGAGGACAAGGUGAAGCAGCUUGUGAAGGAGAUCGGCCGGGAGAUCCAGCAGCUCAACAUGGCUGGCUGCUACUGGCUGUCAGGCUCCACCAUCGAGCGUGUGGCCCACUGCCGCAGCCUGGUGAAGGUGAACCUGUCGGGCUGCCACCUGACCUCUGUGCGCCUCUCCAAGGUGCUGUCGCCCUUGCAGCACCUGCGCUCCCUGGCCAUCGAUGUGAGCCCUGGCUUCGAUGCCAGCCAGCUGAGCAGCGAGUGCAAGGCCACGCUGAGCCGCGUGCGGGAGCUCAAGCAGACGCUGUUCACGCCCUCCUACGGUGUGGUGCCCUGCUGCACCAGCCUUGAGAAGCUGCUGCUGUACUUCGAGAUCCUGGACCGCACGCGCGAGGGUGCCAUCCUCUCAGGGCAGCUCAUGGUGGGCCAGAGCAGCGUGCCCCACUACCAGAGCCUGCGGGUCUUCUACGCCCGCCUGGCGCCCGGCCACAUCAACCAGGAGGUGGUGCGGCUCUACCUGGCCGUGCUCAGUGACCGCACGCCCGAGAACCUGCACGCCUUCCUCAUCUCUGUGCCCGGCAGCUUCGCCGAGAGCGGGGCCACCAAGAACCUCCUGGACUCCAUGGCCCGCAACGUCGUGCUGGAUGCCCUGCAGCUGCCCAAGUCCUGGCUCAAUGGCUCGUCCCUGCUCCAGCACAUGAAGUUCAACAACCCCUUUUACUUCAGCUUCAGCCGGUGCACCCUGUCUGGCAGCCACCUGAUCCAGUGCGUCAUCAAUGGUGGCAAGGAACUCCACAGCCUGGCGAGCCUGAACCUCAGCGGCUGCGUCCACUGCCUGUCCCCAGACUCCUUGCUGCGCAAGGCGGAGCACGACAUCGACAGCAGCAUCCUGGAGACGCUGGUAGUGGCCUGCUGCAACCUGCAGCACCUCAACCUCUCAGCUGCCCACCACCACAGCUCCGAGGGCCCGGGCAGGCACCUGUGCCAGCUGCUGGCCCGGCUGCGCCACCUGCGCUCCCUUGCCCUGCCUGUCUGCUCUGUGGCCGACUCGGCGCCACGGGCUGACCGCAAGCCCGCCCAGCCCACUAUGCACGCUGUGCCCUGCGGGUUUGGCAAGAAGGUCCGCAUUGGUGUGCAGUCGUGUCCCAGCCCCUUCUCGGGGCAGGCGGGCCCCCAGCCUUCCUCCGUGUUCUGGUCUCUGCUGAGGAACCUGCCUUAUCUGGAACGCCUUGAGCUGAUUGGGUCCAACUUCUCCUCGGCCAUGCCACGCAACGAGCCUGCCAUCCGCAACCCCCUCCCACCCUGCAUCCGGGCACAGAAUGUCGGGGACUUGGAGGUGGCCGCCAUCGGCCAGCUGGCCUUCCUGAGGCACCUGACGCUGGCCCAGCUGCCCAGCAUUCUGACAGGCUCCGGGCUGGUCAGCAUCGGCCUGCAGUGUCAGCAGCUCCAGUCCCUCUCGCUGGCCAACCUGGGCACGAUGGGGAAGAUGGCCUACAUGUCCGCCCUCUCAGACAUGCUGAAGCACUGCAAGCAGCUGAAGGAUCUCAGGCUGGAGCAGCCCUACUUCAGCGCCAACGCCCAGUUCUUCCAGGCCCUGAGCCAGUGCUCCGCGCUGCAGCGCCUGUGCCUGGUCUCCCGCAGCGGCACCCUGCAGCCCGAGGCUGUGCUGGCCUUCAUGGCCCGCUGCCUGCAAGUCGUCGUGUGCCACAUGUUCACUGGGGAGUCCCUCGCCACCUGCAAGAGCCUACAGCAGACUCUCCUCCGCAGUUUCCAGGCUGAGCGGCCCGCGCUGAACGUCGUCAUCUUCCCCCUGCUCCGUAAGGGCCUGACUGAUGUCAUCCGGGACGUCCCCAUGGUGCACCUGGACGAGAUCACCUUAUUUAAAAGCAGAGUGGCCGAGGAGCCACCGAACCUGUGGUGGUGACGGAUGGCUAGCGCCAGGCAAGCCCCUUCCGUGGCCGCCUCCCCGCCUGCUGCUCUUGUUUCGUGGCCGAGGAAGCAGGACUGCUCGGACGGCGUGUGGCCUCGGGCCCUGCCUGGGCCGCCAUCCAUGCUCACCGCCUGUCUGCAAACCCCCGGGUUGCCUGCCAGACACCAGGACCCCUGGGUGGUCACGAGAGGAAGGGAGGCCUCUCCCUGGCCGUCCUGCACCCCGGCCCCCGGGGACUUCCGAUGCUUCCUCUUGCUUUCUCCCGUGAGGACUGGUCGCCUGUUGGACGUUGGGUCGUGAUGGUGUGAGGAGGAUGAACAGAAGGGCUGGCGGUCAGCGCCUCAGGCUGGCCCUGGGCACUUUUUCACAGGCACGGACUGUGGUGCCUGACUCCGUGGGGCUCUGACCAGGUCCCCAGAGCACCGGGUGGCCCCAGUGUGGCCCCUCACUUCAGCCCCUGGGAGUGUCCCUCUGCUCAUGUGUUCCUGGUCACCUGCCACCAGGCUACAUGGAGGGGUGGCCUGAGGCCCAGGGCUGGGGGUGACCACGCGCACCCUGGGAGGAGAGCCUUCCUGCAGGUCCGCUGGAGCUGGACGGUGAGGCGCUCGGGCUGUGUGGCUGCAGGGGCUCUGUGGUAAGACACGUUCACCAGCCACGUCCCGGUGCGUUUCCAGCCCGAUGACGCCGGGCAGGUGCAGGGCUGGUGCUGGCGGCCCGGAGGAAGGCUCCCAGGCGGCUGGCACUCAGCGUUGGAGACUGCAGCUCCCCGGGGAGGUCUGUGUUUCUGGGGAAACAGAUGUAUGUGGUUUCAUUAGAAAAACUUGAGAGGACGUUCAAGGCCGGAGUAGUGAUCAGAUCACCCCGUUUCAGACAGCUUUACGUAGCACUUUAAUAAGCCCAGCGCAGCUAUUCCAAAGACGAGGGCUGACCUCCGAGUGUGCAGGGUCUGCCCUGUGCCCAGCUGCCACCUCUGCCUUCUCAACCAUGAGACCCUCCAGCACUGGGCAUUGUCAGGUGGCUCCCUGCGUUGGGCUUGACUCCCCCACCUCCCUCUCCCUCUGGGCUGGGGGUGCAGAGCCCACAAGGCCCUGCUCACAUUCCUGCUGCCCAUCCUGGCCCUCAGCUCGGCUGUCUUCCCACUGCUUCCUCCGUGACAGUCACCCCCAUUCCGUGUAGCGCAUCCUGCUGUUCACCUGCUGUUGAAGGACUAGGGACCUGGCCCCGUGCGUCUUUGGAUGCCCUUCCCUGGGACAGAAGGGCAAGCAGCUCAGCAGCCCCAGCCUGCCAGGCAAGGGGUCCAAAGACUCUGGUGGCAGCUGCGGGAGGCAAGUAGUCCUGGCCCCGGGCACACAGACCUCGGUGCUCUGCUGCUCCCUGAGCUCAGCCUGUCUGGUCCCUGGCCGCCCGGCGGCCCCGGGUCUGCUCUGCCUGUCCUGACCGAGUGGGCACUCUGCUUCCUUCCCCCUGCUUUUCCUGCACAGGGCAGUUGUUUCCUCCGGAGCACAGGGCCUGUCCUGGGUUGCAGCUGGGGGCCCCCUGCUCCAGGGAGUGCCCUACAACAGCACCCCCACCAGACCUGCAGCCUUCACCUUCGAGACCUGGCCCAGCCUGAGAGCUGCAGCCGGGUCCUGUCUUCCUGGUCUCGGAGGCCACCGGACAGGCAGGGCUGUGGACCCAGGUGGGACCACAUGCUACAGAUGGAGGUCUGAGAGGUGGUGGGAGCACCCACUCCCCAAUUUCUGGGCAUUUCUUUUAGGUGGCACCUAGAGACCACUAGGCAAGAUGAUCAGGAGGAAUAGGACGCAGCCCAGGAGGAAGGCAGGUGGCCUGGCUGUCUCUGGGACCCCCGAGGGCCAGGCCCUGCCCCGGCCCCAGGUGGCUCUGGGUGUCCUUUCAUCCAGAGCCCCUGGGUCCAGGCACGAGAGUGACCUUCCCACCAGGAGUUGAUCCAGAGGCUGCGGUUGUGUUGUCGAGGUCUUGCCAGGCGGGCUGUUCUCCUGAGCGAGCACUUCUACCAGCAGCGUCGCUCACCCCGAGGGUUGCUGGGAGGGGCGGCUCCCUGGAGGCUGGGCGCGAGCUGCUCGGGAAGCGGGAGAUCUGUGUUCUCAGUGUCCCCUGCAACCAUCCUUUUACUUCAAGCCAGACUUGCCGCCACUCCCACGCCAAGACAUUCGCCAGAUGUUAGUAAUGUGCUGCUUUUUGCUAAGUGCUGUUUGGCACCAGUGUUGAUUGCAAUUUAUUUCUUUUAUUUUUUAUUUUUUUUAAU
Molossus molossus (Pallas's mastiff bat) is the source of this 4662-nucleotide messenger RNA. It is a transcript of the gene FBXL18, whose product is annotated as F-box and leucine rich repeat protein 18. Gene Ontology annotation, biological process: SCF-dependent proteasomal ubiquitin-dependent protein catabolic process. Gene Ontology annotation, molecular function: protein binding. The transcript is spliced from 6 exons. Gene Ontology annotation, cellular component: SCF ubiquitin ligase complex. The record is from RefSeq and is a predicted model, not a curated record. The coding region runs from base 297 to 2390 and encodes 697 amino acids. Lineage: Eukaryota; Metazoa; Chordata; Mammalia; Chiroptera; Molossidae.